AUGUCCAGACUCCUCCUCUUCAAUGCCACUCGUUGUCGAUGCCCCCACCAAUUCCGCCCACCAUUCACCCUAAUCCAAACCCAAACGCUCGCCUUAGCCCCAACCCCGUCAGACCAAUAUCCCGCUUGGAAAAAUGCACGAGCACAAAGGAACUACUCCAAUGGCAGCACACCGAACGAACCCAGAGUACCGGAUCAUUAUAAGAUCCUGGGGAUUGCGAAAAAUGCUACUCCGGCGGAGAUCAAGGCGGCCUGGCUGGAAAAGAGGAAGUUCUACCACCCGGACAGAAACCCUGAUAAGUCAGCGAAAGACAACUUCAUUGUUGUCAACCAUUCAUAUGAAAUUCUGAAAGAUCCUGGCUUGAAGCGUAACGCUGAUGAGAUUUGGAAACGGCAAAACCCAUUCGUCGAACGCGCACCGCCUGCUGUACCGAAAAAGAACGUAGUGAAGGCAAAACAAGAGCCCAUGGAGAAGUCACAACCCAAGAACAAAGUUGAUCCUGUGGCCACUCUCAGGCAAAAGGAGAUUCAGGAAGUUUUAGAGGCUCUCCAGCGCGAAGAGGCCAGACUGAGAAGCGAGCGCGAAGAGACCAAAAGGAAAAGCGAGAGCAAAAAGGCCAGACAAGUUUUGGAGGCUCUCCAGCGCGAAGAGGCCAGACUGAGAAGCGAGCGCGAAGAGGCCAAAAAGCAAAGCGGACUGCAGCAGAGCGAACAGGCCCCACGGGAGGCCGAAAACCCCGAAGAGAAAGUUAAGGCUGAAGCAAAAACUUCAACACGAAAAAGGUAUCAUUAUGAAGGCUCUAGCGUGGCAUCCAUACGGCUGAAAACAAUUGAAGCAAGGAAACAAGAAAGGCUGCUGCAGGAAACCCUCUGGGAACAGGAACGGAUGGCCGAACUUCAGGAAGGAUCGAACAUAAUGAAUCAAUCGAAGCAGCCUGUUCAGAGGGAACAGAAAUUCCGGGACCGGUCACCCGAGGAAAUCCUCGCAGACUCGAUGAGAUCGCACACAAGGGGCUAUCAGCUGUACUUCAAAAUCAUUAAAGUAUCGGCGUUAGCGCUUUUGACGCUCUUUGUCAUUAAAAAAGUAGUGGAUCUUGCUGCGGAAGAUGAAAUGAGUUCGCAGAUUGAAGAAAAUCGCAUCAUACUCAACAAUUUGGAAGCUCUCCUAGCUGACGGUCAGUAUUUAGUGCAUGCUUCCCUCCUAGAUAUAGCACUCAGAUUGUUGGAAACUGAAAUGUUUAUUAAUGAGCACGCGGAUUGGCUCAAUCUCGUCGACAAGAACAUCGAUGGAGUAAGCUUCAUGCGGGAUAUUGCGGCUAGAAGGAUGGCGUUGGGGAUAAAGUGUCAUGAGGUGCCUUCACAGCAGCAGGGAGUUCGAAAAAACAUAAUCGACAUAUCUUCCUCGCCUCUCUUGAGCAGGUUUAAGCCUCCAGGCUCCAAUCCAGCUGUCAAGUAA
Messenger RNA from Hymenoscyphus albidus, 1455 nucleotides. The record is from the annotation of a GenBank genome assembly. NCBI's taxonomy places the organism in Eukaryota, Fungi, Ascomycota, Leotiomycetes, Helotiales, Helotiaceae.